Messenger RNA from Scomber scombrus (Atlantic mackerel), 1472 nucleotides. It is a transcript of the gene b3galt2, whose product is annotated as UDP-Gal:betaGlcNAc beta 1,3-galactosyltransferase, polypeptide 2. Gene Ontology annotation, cellular component: membrane. The coding region runs from base 1 to 1335 and encodes 444 amino acids. NCBI's taxonomy places the organism in Eukaryota, Metazoa, Chordata, Actinopteri, Scombriformes, Scombridae. Gene Ontology annotation, molecular function: N-acetyl-beta-D-glucosaminide beta-(1,3)-galactosyltransferase activity. The record is from RefSeq and is a predicted model, not a curated record. The transcript has a single exon.
AUGCAGUGGAGACGGCGGCACUGCUGUCCCAUCAAGAUGACCUGGACGGUCAAGCGUUCGCUAUUCCGGACCCAUGUGGCUGGCCUCCUCUCUCUGGCCCUGCUCUUCACCCUCUUCCUAUUUUUCAGCCACCAGGACUGGCUGCCUGGACGCAGUGGGCCCCGGGAAAACCCACUGGCCUACACCGUCAGGGGCUUCCGUAGCCCCAAGGGAGAAGUGAACCAGAGCAGCUCCCUGAGGAGCCUGUGGAGGGAGACGGGUUAUGUAGCACCAAAGCCUCUGCUCAACCUCAGCUCUCAGCAGGCAGAGGGGCCAGUGGGAGAGGCUGGAGGAGGAGGAGGACUGGGCGGAGGGGGCGGAGCCAGGAUGGGUGUAAUGGGACUUGGGGACUCCAUGAGCACCAACAACAGUUUACAGAAGGAGAUGGGUGUGGGAGGAAGACUUAGUGCGCAGCCCUACCGCUACAUCCUGAACGAACCUUUCAAGUGCAGGGACAAUACGCCAUUCCUCAUCCUGCUCAUUGCAGCCGAACCCGGCCAGGCUGAUGCCCGCAAUGCGAUUCGGCAGACAUGGGGGAAUGAGAGUAUAGCAAUGGGCCUAGGGUUCAUUCGUCUGUUCUUGCUCGGCAUGGGAAAGAGCUCGGACACCUUCCUCCAGAGCAGCAUAGAGGAGGAAAGCCGUAUUCACCAUGACAUUAUCCAACAGGAAUAUCAGGACACUUAUUACAAUCUGACAAUUAAAACCCUAAUGGGCAUGAACUGGGUGGCUACCUAUUGCCCACGCGUCUCUUAUGUGAUGAAGACAGACAGUGACAUGUUUGUCAAUACUGAGUAUCUCAUCCAGAAGCUGUUGAAGCCUGAGCUGCCUCCCAAGCAAAGGUACUUCACCGGUUACCUGAUGAGAGGCUAUGCACCAAACCGAAACAAGGACAGCAAGUGGUACAUGCCACCAGAGCUGUACCCAAGCGAGCGCUACCCGAUAUUCUGCUCUGGCACAGGAUACGUGUUCUCAGGGGACAUGGCCGAGCAGAUCUACCAGGCCUCUCUAAGCAUACGCAGGCUGCACCUGGAGGAUGUAUACGUUGGGAUAUGCCUGGCGAAGUUGCGCAUUGACCCGGCGCCGCCACCCAAUGAAUUCCUCUUCAACCAUUGGCGGGUGUCUUACUCCAGUUGUAAGUACAGCCACCUGAUCACGUCCCAUCAGUUCCACCCUAAUGAACUCAUCAAGUUUUGGAACCACUUGCAGAGCAACAAGCACAACGCCUGUAUCAACAUGGCCAAGGAAAAGAACGGCAGGGGCAGACACCGAAGGUUUCACGGAGAGAGGCCUCCAUGACGCAUCCUGUGAUUACCACCCGCCUCACAAAAGGGAGAUGGGUGCACUGUAACGGCUGGUGGAGGGCAUGUUGAACUCAGCACUAUACACUGUAUGGGGAAAAGCACAUUGUUUUGGUAUUGUGUACAGUUGAAGAG